Molecule: messenger RNA, 645 nt
Organism: Budorcas taxicolor (takin)
Lineage: Eukaryota; Metazoa; Chordata; Mammalia; Artiodactyla; Bovidae
Gene: CLEC2L
Product: C-type lectin domain family 2 member L
Exons: 5
Coding region: 1-645 (214 amino acids)
Source: RefSeq, a predicted model, not a curated record
AUGGAGCCGGCCCGGGAGCCCCCCGCGCGCACCCGGCCGCCGCCGCCUCCCGCCGUUCGCCCCGCGCCAGCGCCUGCCGCCCCCAGGCCGCGCUCGCCCGCCGAGGCGGAGGGCCGCGGUCCAGAGGGGCUGCUGCGGCGAUCGGGGUCGGGCUACGAGGGCAGCACCAGCUGGAAAGCGGCCUUGGAGGACACCACCACGCGUCUCCUGCUGGGGGCCAUCGCAGUGCUUCUGUUCGCCAUCCUGGUGGUGAUGAGCAUCUUGGCCUCCAAGGGCUGCAUCAAGUGCGAAGCGCCCUGCCCGGAGGACUGGCUGCUGUACGGAAGGAAAUGCUACUUCUUCUCGGAGGAACCGAGAGACUGGAACACGGGCCGGCAGUACUGCCACAGCCACGAAGCGGCACUUGCUGUGAUCCAGAGUCAGAAAGAGCUGGAAUUCAUGUUCAAGUUCACACGGAGGGAGCCCUGGAUCGGCCUGCGCAGAGUAGGGGAUGAAUUCCACUGGGUCAACGGGGACCCAUUUGACCCGGACACGUUUCCCAUCGCGGGCCCGGGGGAGUGCGUCUUCGUGGAGCCCACCAGGCUGGUGUCGACAGACUGCCUGAUGACCCGGCCCUGGGUGUGCAGCAAGAUGGCCUACACGUGA